Molecule: messenger RNA, 492 nt
Organism: Adineta steineri
Lineage: Eukaryota; Metazoa; Rotifera; Eurotatoria; Adinetida; Adinetidae
Source: the annotation of a GenBank genome assembly
AUGGCUUCUAAUAAAAUUGAUGAUCUUCUUCAAUGUCCAAUUUGUCUUGAAGUUUUCUAUGAUCCCAAAGUCCUCGAUUGUCAACAUACUUUUUGUAACAAUUGUUUAAAAGUACAUUUAGCAGCAUCAGCAAGAAUGUUUAGUACAACAAAUUCAGUUGAGUGUCCUAUAUGUCGUCGACGAACAAAUUUAAUUAAUAAUUCCAUUGAUAGUCUUCCUGGAAAUUAUAUCGUACGUGAUAUAAUUGAACGUCAAUAUGGCACUGCAAGUCCUGAACGCCCACCUGGUUAUACUCAACAAAUUCGUGAUCGAAUACAAAAACUACAAAAUGGCGAAGAAAAAGAAAAAGAAAAAGAAAAGGAAGAGGAAACUGAUUAUAUGGAAUAUUUAAAACCUGCAGCUGCGGCUCUUGUUGGUGUACUUGGUGGUUUACUUUUAGCAAAAGGUGUUAAAAAAUUAUCUGACAAUAAUAAAAAACAUGAUGGACAUUGA